Cataglyphis hispanica is the source of this 1034-nucleotide messenger RNA. RefSeq names its product DNA-directed RNA polymerases I, II, and III subunit RPABC3 (gene Rpb8). The coding region runs from base 266 to 721 and encodes 151 amino acids. NCBI's taxonomy places the organism in Eukaryota, Metazoa, Arthropoda, Insecta, Hymenoptera, Formicidae. The transcript has 5 exons. Gene Ontology annotation, molecular function: DNA-directed RNA polymerase activity. Gene Ontology annotation, cellular component: RNA polymerase III complex; RNA polymerase II, core complex; RNA polymerase I complex. Gene Ontology annotation, biological process: DNA-templated transcription. The record is from RefSeq and is a predicted model, not a curated record.
CAGAAUCAUGAGCGGGAUAAAUCGGAAUGUAAUUUAUUUAUUCAGUUCUUUUCGAGUAAGCUCUGUUCGACGCGCAAUCGCAUUCGCAUGUUUGAUAGCUUCGUUAACGCGUAUGCGGUGAGAGCGUUGUCUGUUGCUACGAUCAAGUUCGGACUUCAGACAGAUUUUGAGACAGGUGUCGCUGAAAAAAUAACCAGCCUUUCCCCCCGCCCCCGCUCCGCCAAUCUUUCCAAGAGGAAAGUUUGGACUUUCUAGUGUUAGCAACAUGGCGGGUGUGUUGUUCGAGGACAUUUUCAACGUGAAAGACAUCGAUCCAGAAGGCAAAAAAUUCGACAGGGUGAGCAGACUCCACUGCGAAUCCGAGUCCUUCAAGAUGGAUCUUAUUUUGGACAUCAACAGUUGGUUAUAUCCUAUGGAUUUAGGUGACAAGUUCCGUCUUGUGUUGGCGACGACAUUACGCGAGGACGGAUAUCCAGAUGGUAACGAAUGGAACCCUAUAGAGCAGGAAGGUGGUUCCAGGGCGGAUAGCUUCGAGUACGUCAUGUCCGGCAAGGUGUACCGAAUCGAAGGCGAUGAAGCUAGCAAUGAACCCAGCAGCCGAUUAUCAGCCUACGUAUCUUUUGGAGGUCUGCUCAUGAGACUACAAGGUGAUGCGAAUAAUCUGCACGGCUUCGAAAUAGAUCAGCACAUGUACCUGUUAAUGAAGAAACUUGCAUUUUAAUACCACCGAUCGCGCGGAUCGUCGAGUUGUUCUGCCAUUCGAAAGUUUCUUCAACGAAUUAUAUCAGUCUCUGAAGAAAGUUUUGCAUUUUACAUGUACAAUAAACUAAGCACACAAAGCUAUAUCAAUUAUACUUUUUACAUUAAUUUAUGAUGAAAUUUUUUUUACUUUCAAUUUCAAAAAUCUUGCUACAAACUUAUUUUAUAUUCUAAUUAAAUUAGAAUAAUGUUAUGACUAGAUAAUGUUACUGAUACUUCGAUUACUGAUCUAGGAUUAUUGAAAAACUUAAAAAAUAAAUAAAAAUAUUUUUUUA